CCUCUCCUGUCCUGCUGGUAGCUAGCAAGCAAGCAACCGAGCUUCCAUCCAUCCGGUCGCCGGGGAUGUUCGACGAUGGCUGCGGCGACUGCUGCUAUCGGUGUAGGGACUUCUGCUGGUGCCUCCUCUGCGUCCUCAUCCUCCUCGCCAUCGCGCUCGUCGUCGUCCUCGUCGUCGCCUUCGGCUUCGUCGUCCAGCCCUCCGUCACCGUCGACGACGCCGCGCUCACCCGCCUCGCCCUCGCCGCCGCGGCGCCCACCACGGCGCUCGCCUACAACCUCUCGCUCGUCCUCGUUGUCCGCAACCGGAACUGGGCCAUGUCCAUGAAGAACGUGGAGCCCCUGGAGGCCGCCUACAAGUUCGACGGCCAGCAGUUCGACCGCGUCCAGAUCGCCGACAAGGGCGCGAGGCACGGGCCCAAGAAGACGGUGGUGUACAGGCUCUCGUCGGGCAGCGACGCCGCGGCCGCGUCCCUGGGGAACGCCGGCGUCGCCGAGUUCAAGAAGGAGAACGCGACGGGGACGUUCGAGGUGGAGGUGGCGGUGUCCGGCAAGGUGAGCUACACGGCGCGCAUCACCAAGUGCAAGAUCGAGGCGGCGUGCAAGCUCAAGCUGCAGCUCGCGCCGCCGGGGCAGGCGCCGGCGGCGCUGGUGUUCGAGAAGGUCAAGUGCAAGCUUGCCAAGGCGGAGAAGAACUGCUAGCUAGUGGUUGUUGGGUCAAUUGGAUUUGAAUGUGUUUUUUUGUGCAAUUGUGUUUAAAUAAUUUGCCAAGUGGUGUUUGUUAAUUGCUACUGUACUACACUUGUGUGUGUUUUAGUCUAUUAAUUUUACCCACUCUGCACCAAGUGGUUGGGCGUAAUUUAGGUGGUGUUUAGAUUGAGAAAAUUUUUAGGAGAAGCGUCACGUCAAA
Molecule: messenger RNA, 909 nt
Organism: Oryza brachyantha (malo sina)
Lineage: Eukaryota; Viridiplantae; Streptophyta; Magnoliopsida; Poales; Poaceae
Exons: 1
Coding region: 66-701 (211 amino acids)
Biological process (GO): defense response to other organism
Source: RefSeq, a predicted model, not a curated record